AUGGCUUCUGGGGCCCUCACCCGAGAAUACGUUGAAAGCGCGAAAAAGGCAUGGCAUACAAUUAAAACUAUGGUUAACUUACCAGUCAUCAGCCCCUUCAAGAAACGCUACUCAUGGGUGCAGCUGGCUGGGCAUACAGGGAGUUUCAAGGCAGCUGAUAGUGGGAAGAUUCUAAAACGCUUCUCAGAGAAUGAAAAGGAGUGUUUUGAGCGAUUGAUGAAAGACCCGCUGCGCUCCUGUGUCCCUUGCUUCCAUGGUGUGGUGGAGAGAGAUGGCGAGAGCUACAUUCAGCUGGAUGACCUGCUUACUGAAUUUGAAGGGCCUUGUGUCAUGGACUGCAAGAUGGGGAUCAGGACAUACCUGGAGGAAGAGUUGACUAAGGCUCGUGAGAAACCAAAGCUGCGUAAGGACAUGUACAAGAAGAUGAUUGAAGUGGAUCCUCUUGCUCCUACAGCUGAAGAGAAUGCCCAGCAUGCUGUCACCAAACCCCGAUACAUGCAGUGGAGGGAAACUAUCAGUUCUAGUGCCAACCUGGGCUUCAGGAUUGAAGGGAUUAAGAAGGCGGAUGGAACAUGUAACACAAACUUCAAAACUACGAAGACACAGGAGCAAGUUCUACAGGUUUUUGUGGAAUUCAUUGAGGGCAACACAACUAUUCUGAAAAAAUACCUCAAGCGUCUGCAGGAAAUUCAUAUCAUUCUUGAAUCCUCAGACUUCUUCAAGCGACACGAGGUCGUUGGAAGUUCACUACUUUUUGUACAUGAUGGCAGUGGGAAUGCCAACGUGUGGCUGAUUGAUUUUGGAAAGACCACCCUUCUCCCCGAUGGGCAGACACUGGACCACAGGAUCCCCUGGCAAGAAGGCAACAGGGAGGAUGGGUACUUGUUGGGGUUGGACAAUUUGAUUGGCAUUUUGGAAAGCAUCACGGAAAGAUGAAUUGAGAAUGGCACAAAACUUAACAGGGCUGCUCUGUAACUUCCUGCUCUGCUGGGAUCACUCAGAAAGAAACCUUUAACUCCCUCCAAACUCUUGAGGUCAUCAGGGCAGAGGGAGCUGUAUCCAGAACCCAGCAGUCUGUGAUCAAAAUGACUUUGUAUCGGCCCUCUGUGAAGCUAAGUAACUCUAGAUUGGUUUGUAUUGCACCAGCCUAACCUCAGACUGGGCCUCAGAAGAUGGAGAUCUCCAUACUCAGGAAUCACACCAGCAUGAGUCAAGAGGUCUGUAUGGUAAACCAGAAUGAUUCUGAUUUCCGGCAAACAGAUGGGACUCUAGAUUACCUCUUAGUGAACCAGAGCAAGCUCGUGGGGAUUCAGGAAUAACAAAUUUUCAGGGUACUGCAUUGUUUUGAAACUAGCAAGAGCGUUGGGGUGGUGGUUUGUGUUUUUUUUCUGUCCUAAUUCCGAGUCUUCUUGCUCCUGCGUACGCUAUAGGUUGGACCAGCAACUUCUGCUGCAUUGUGUUACAGGGUGGACAAGGUGGAAAUGGGUGAUAAUCACAAGAAACCUGGAGCGAAGGCAGACAGCAGUUUGUGGUGGCUGGAUGUGGUAACUACUGUUGACCAUUCCUCCUUUUCCCUGCCCUAGCCUUGAUUGACUUCUAUCCAAGAACAGCCUUUGCUUUUUAUGUAGCCUCUCAGGAGAUUACAAAUAUUCUAGGGAGAGAAUAGCAGCCUAUUGUCUCCAAAAACAUUUGACUUUCAGAGUGGGGGGCUGUUGGAAAAGUGCCUAGCUUGGCAAAUUUGGCCUCUUGCAGCUGAACUGCCGUUCUGGAAAUCAGCAAGGACGCUUUCACACACAGACCAGGGAACUAAGGGUUUUUUCCAAGGCUUGUUUAUUUUUUAAAGCUAAA
Messenger RNA from Pterocles gutturalis (yellow-throated sandgrouse), 1848 nucleotides. RefSeq names its product inositol-trisphosphate 3-kinase A (gene ITPKA). The record is from RefSeq and is a predicted model, not a curated record. Lineage: Eukaryota; Metazoa; Chordata; Aves; Pterocliformes; Pteroclidae. The transcript has 7 exons. Bases 1 to 936 code for a protein of 311 amino acids. Gene Ontology annotation, cellular component: cytoplasm; nucleus. Gene Ontology annotation, biological process: inositol phosphate biosynthetic process. Gene Ontology annotation, molecular function: inositol-1,4,5-trisphosphate 3-kinase activity; inositol tetrakisphosphate kinase activity.